Plasmodium vivax (malaria parasite P. vivax) is the source of this 714-nucleotide messenger RNA. RefSeq names its product SF-assemblin/beta giardin domain containing protein. Gene Ontology annotation, molecular function: structural constituent of cytoskeleton. Lineage: Eukaryota; Apicomplexa; Aconoidasida; Haemosporida; Plasmodiidae. The record is from RefSeq and is a predicted model, not a curated record. The transcript has 2 exons. The coding region runs from base 1 to 714 and encodes 237 amino acids.
AUGGCGGACACGCACUUCUUCGCCGAAGCCAACGUCCUGGACGACCCCAGGGAAACCACCAACGCCUACAAAGAAAUCAAAUACGACUUGCUCCGCAUAGAAAGGAGCAUCAACACAGAGGUGCGCAAAAGGAUCGAAGCAAACAAAAACAUCCAACAGUUAAUAGAGCACACAGCGAAUGACAUGAUCAAUAAGGUACUUAACAAAAUCACAACCAAAAUAGAAAAUAUUUCAUUUGAACUAGACAAAAUUAUAAAAAAAUGUGAUGAGCUAGAAAAGAUGGUGGGACAGAUAAGGCUAACACUGCCUACCAAAAUACAAACGGAAAUGAUGGGAUUGAAAAGGGAAGUCUCCGAUUUUUUCAUUUUGCUUAACAAGUACGCCAAUAAUAGGAAGAAGAGGAACAACGUGCUCUUCUCUAAAAUGGAAAAUAUGAAUGCCUACGUGAGCAAUAAGAUCCACAGCGAAGUUUCCUUUACGGAGGAUGACUUCCUUUUCUUUCGGAGGGAGAGUGCCAAGCUACUUGCUUCCGACUCGGAUGAUGAGCAGGGCUUUAGGGACGCCUUUCUGCAGGAGGUGGAGGAGAUUCGCGACGCCCUCGCGCUCACCGUCAAGGCGCGCGAGCAGUCCGACGACGACAUCAUCCAGGCGAUGAACAAAUACACGAGUGUCCUACAGAAGGCGCUGCAGUCCGUCAUCACGAGCAGUCACUAA